Ruditapes philippinarum (Manila clam) is the source of this 4472-nucleotide messenger RNA. RefSeq names its product ATP-binding cassette sub-family C member 4-like. Bases 126 to 2030 code for a protein of 634 amino acids. The record is from RefSeq and is a predicted model, not a curated record. Gene Ontology annotation, cellular component: membrane. NCBI's taxonomy places the organism in Eukaryota, Metazoa, Mollusca, Bivalvia, Venerida, Veneridae. The transcript has 12 exons. Gene Ontology annotation, biological process: transmembrane transport. Gene Ontology annotation, molecular function: ATP binding; ABC-type transporter activity; ATP hydrolysis activity.
CAUUUUAUGAGUAGGCUCAAACUCUUGAAACACGUCAAGAAGAUGAGACGCGUAAGAAAACAGUGAAAUUAUCUGCAUACUAUAAAUACUUCAAAGCUGGUGCAAGCGUCCCAGUUCUCCUUUUUAUGAGCAUUGCAUUCUUUGCAACACAGGGGUCUUUUGAUUUUGCUGACAUAUGGCUUUCAAUUUGGGCAAAUGAAGAGGAAGAUAAAUAUGCUGCUUUAAUGACCCAAAACAAAUCGUUAACCGAAGCUUUCGUAAACACAACAGAAGUGACCAUACCGAACGUCAACACACAUUUUAAUCUAACAAUAUUGGUUAUAAUCGCAGUGGCUGUGAUCCUAUGUGGUCUUACACGUGCUUUACUGUUCUUAAAUGUGACAUUAAAUGCAUCACAAAAGCUUCAUAACUGGAUGUUUGACAGUAUUCUAGCUACAGGAAUUGAUUUUUUCCAGAAAGACUCUAUCACAGGACAAAUUCAGAACAGAUUUUCAAGAGAUGUAAGACAACUUGACUCAACUUUACCUAAAACGCUAUACGAAUUUCUACAGUGUGCGCUAAUUGUGAUUGGUAUUGCUCUUGUUGCUGGUUUUACAGUUCCUUGGGUUUUAAUUAUUCUUGUCAUACUAACUGUUUUGUUUGUAAGAUGCAGACGGUAUUACGUCAAAACGUCCUGCCAAAUACAUCGACUUAUAAAGACAACUUUAAGCCCCGUAAAAGGUCAUGCUACUUCUUCACAAGAUGGAGUCUACACAAUUCGGGCAUGUAAAGCAGAAGGAAACAUGAUUGAUCUGUAUGAUAGAUUCCAAGAUGAACAUACCAAGGCCACGUCGCUUUCCCUGACAUCUGAACGCUGGUUUGCAAUAAGACUAGACCUUCUUUGCGCCAUCUUUGUAGUUGCAGUAUCAUUAUUUUGUGUUGCACAGAGUGAUGGACUGAAUGCUGGUUUAGUUGGUCUUUCUGUUACAUAUGCUAUGUCUUUAAUGGCUUUAUUUCAAUGGUGUGUGCGACAGAGCGCAAAUGUCGCUAACCAGAUGGUUUCGGUUGAAAGCGUUUUAGAAUACAUUAAACUUACGCCUGAAUGUACCACUGGUAAACCUCUUCCUCCUGAAUGGCCAAAGAAUGGUGUUAUAUCAUUUGUAUGGGCAAGUCUCAAAUAUCCCGGAACUGAACAGCUCGCUCUGAAAGACUUAAAUUUCACCAUCACAGAUAAGGAAAAGGUAGGAAUUGUUGGCAGAACCGGAGCCGGCAAAAGCUCAUUGAUCACGAUGUUAUUCCGAUUAGUAGAAUCAAAAGGCAAGAUUUUGAUAGACGGUGAGGACAUUAACGAAAUAGAACUUCAUACAUUGAGACAGCAGAUUGCCAUUGUCCCACAGGAUCCUGUUCUGUUCACGAGAUCGUUGAGGGGAAAUAUAGAUCCAUUUAAUCAUUAUCAAGAUGAAGAUAUUUGGAAUGCACUUAACGAGGUGCAGCUGAAAGAAGAGAUUGAACGGUUAGGUGAAGGUCUGAACGUUAAAGUUGCUGAAGGUGGUAGUAAUUUUAGUGUUGGACAACACCAGCUCAUUUGCCUAGCACGAGUUCUUUUGCUAAAUAGGAAAAUAGUCAUUAUUGAUGAAGCGACAGCAAAUGUUGAUAACCAGACGGACGCUAAAAUUCAAGGUGUAAUUAAACAGAAAUUUAAAAACUGUACAGUUCUUACUAUUGCUCAUAGAUUGCAAACAGUUAUGGAUUCUCACAGAAUUCUGGUUCUUGACAAAGGAAAUGCUACGUUUGGUGUCCCUCACCUGCUUCUCCAGGACAAAGAUUGUAGUUUACUGAAGAUGGUUGAGGAGACUGGAGAAAUGAUGGCAUCGAGUCUUAAGAAAAUUGCCAAGGAAGCAUAUGAGAGUCAAUACGAACGUCUGCCUAUAUCAGAUGAUUUUGAUAAUGUAAAUGCAGAAAAUGUCUUGUAUAAACGUACACAUCAGGAAAGGAACGUAACUGAAGACAAUGAGGAGGAAGCCAACGAAAAGACAAAACUUUUGCAAUAAAAAAUGUUCAAGAUGCUACUGACUAAAAGGACGAAUUGGAGUGUUUUACAAAUACAUGUUUGUUUCAAAUAUUAAAGACUUAGUUUAGAUUAGCAAAUAUAUUUACAAGAUAAUUUUUUUGACAUUUUAUUGUUGACAUGUUUGUAUGUUAUCAAAGGUUUUUUUAAUUAAUUUAUUGCUGAUUAUGGCAUGUUAUAUAAGGCAAAUGUACUAAAACAGUUUUAAUGUGUCAUGUACGUAAUAACAAGCAAGUUAAAUUUAUUUUUGCUGUUUCUAAAAGAUUAAGACAACAGACAAAAUAUUGCAGUAUUCCUUGUAUUUAAUAGUUGUAUUCGUCGUUUAUAUACUUCAACAUAAUGAACAAAAUCAUAUAAACUUUUUGAAGGAAAAAUAUAAUUGUUUAACAAUGGCAAUUUCCUGCUUUGAUAUAAAACAACUCAUACGUUUGCAUUUUUCAGACUUUUUGAUAGUUAUUUACAUAUUUAUAACUUGAUAUCAUAAAAGUUUUAGCAUUGUCUAUUUACAUGAAUCAAAAUGUCUAUUUACAUGGAAAUAAUAAACAUUCAAAAGGCAUUAACUCAACACUUGGGCACAUUUAAAUUGUUGGUAACCUCAAAAUCAGUUUUAUUUUAGUUUAACUUCAAUAAUUGUAGGUAAUGCAGUUUUUAUUCAUUAUUUCAUCAUUAAAUGAUAUUUUAUUUACGAUUCAAGCCGUCUUUAUUGCGAACUUAAGAACAUUUCAGGGACUUUAAUGUUAUUACGUCUGACAUGACAAUGUUUUUAAUGUAUGCAAUGUAUUUAUGUAACCAGGAAUCACUGAAAGACGGCAACAUUAUCUUUUCACUGGUCAGUUUAUUAUUUUAUUGACGACAAACGACGUUGUGUUAUACAUUAAUUUUAUCACAUAAACCGCGGCGCAAGAGUGUAAUAAAGCCAUUUAAUAAAAACGAUAUAACACUAGACGAUAUUACACUAGUGUAAUAACACUUUGACGUCACAUCAUUUGCACUAUAAACAUAGCGUUAAAGCGCUCUAAUGUUAGCGUUACAAUAUAAGCGCGUCAAAGAAAAAUGACUUUUGAUAACAGUUUACCGUUCUUAUUUUAUAUAUGUGAUAAAUAGAAUAUUAUAUUCGUGUAGAUUCAAUACUAAAUUUAUUGAACUCGUUGAAUAAAACAAUAUUAUGCUGGCCAGAGGCUCGCAUAAUAUGAUUUUAUUCAACUCGUUCAAUAAAUUUAGUAUUAAACCUACACUCAUUCAAUAUCCUCUAUUUACUUGCAAUUUAAGGAAAGUCCCAACUAAUAUGAACAUAUCAACUAUCUGCCUCAAUGGAUUAAAGUCACGAGGUAAAAAACAUAUAUAGAAAUAGACUGACUGAAGUAGUUGACAAAUAAAGAAAAAAUAAUUUUUUUUAGAGUUGUCUCUACAUAGAAUAUACAUGAUUAUGGUUUAGUUGGAAUUUUGAUAGAACUUAAUAUUAAAACAUCAAAAUUUCAAUAUUUGAUUUGGUUAAAACGCUUUAUAUUUUACCAUGUUACUGUUAGUACAUUUUCAUUGUGAUUUGUUAUUAUUUUGUUGAAUUAACUAUUUUUAUGCUCAAAUAUUUGCUUGUUGUUACUGAAAUAUUUGAUAUAAUUCUAACGUCUUAUUGCAGGACUUUUUUCUACUUAUAAUUAUUCGGACUUAUGUACUUGUUUAUCUUAGAGAGUGUGAAAAUAAAAGUUUUAACUUAGGUUUUUUUUAGGUUAUUGGUUGUUAUGAAUUUAAUUUACUUUUGAAUGAUACGACAAUAAUUAUGAUUUAUAAAUAUAUCUAGAUUUAUAACUUGAUAUCAUAAAGUUUUGAGCAUUGUCUAUUUACUUGAAAAUGUAUAUUUACAUGGAAUCAACUAACUUUCAAAAGGCAUUAACUCAACACUUGGGCACAUGGAAAUUGUUGGUAACCUCAAAAUCAGUUUUUUUAGUGUUAAGUACAAUACUUGUAGGUAAUGCAUUUUUUUCUGUAAUUUUAUCAUUAAAUGAUAUUUUAUUUAGACUACAUUUAAACGAUUCAAGCUGUCUAUAUUGCGAAUUUAAGAACAUUUCAGGGACAAAUUUAAUGUAAUUACGUCUGACAUGACAAUGUUUUUAAUGUAUGCAAUGUAUUUAUGUAACCAGGAAUCACUAAAAGACGGCAACAUUAUCUUUUGACCGGUCAGUUUAUUAUAACAUUGACAACAAACGACGCUGUGUUAUAAAAUUAAUUUCACUUGCAAUUUUUAGAGAAGUCCCAAAUUAUAUGAACAGAUCAAAUAUCUGCCUUAAUAGAUUAAAGUCAAGAGGAAAAACAUACAAUCAUAUAGAAAUAAACUGACUGAAGUAGUUGACAAAAAAAGAAAGAAAUUAAUUUGAGACUUAAUUUGCUUUUCAAAGAACUGAAUUGUCUCUACAUAGAAUAUACAUUA